GUGGUGUCGUACGAUCAUACAUAUACACAUACACAUACACAUAUAUAUACACCUGUUUGAUCCUUAGUGUGUCCCUCCUCAUCAUCCAUCCCAAUAACAAACUCGUCCAUCGUACCACCACCAAAACCAUUUCCGUUCUCCACCCCAGUCCUAACAGUCCUUCAUCUCUCACACUCUUUUCCUCGUCUCAUGUUUCCCGUAUGUUUUAUGUAUUCUCAGUCAUCACUACAGCAGCUGCUCCUCCACCCCCUUAUUUUUCGUACUACCUUAGUACUAAUCAUCUCCUACUCCCUAUUUCUUUUGUGCCCUUAUCAUUACAUCCUCCUCCUUAUGAACAGAUUAUCCUCGCUUUUACCCAAAAAAACUACUAAUAUCAAGACUAGUACUUCCUCCAGUACUAUUAAUCACCGUCCUCGCCAUAUUCUUAGCCAACUCUCCUCUAUUUUCUCCUUCUUCAGCCUAAAAUCCACCUCAUCGCCAGAAACCAACAUGACCGCCAUGAACUCCACCACCUCCAACAACUCCUCCUCCUCCUCCAUUCACCGCCGUCAGAAGCCGAAAAAGCUGGUGGUCGUUAUGGGCGCCACUGGCUCUGGAAAAUCAAAGCUCUCGGUCGAUUUGGGAACGAGGUUCUUUCCCAACUCCGAGAUCGUCAACUCGGAUAAAAUCCAAGUCUACCGUGGCCUGGACAUCGCCACCAACAAAAUCUCAAUGCAUGACCGAAGAGGAGUCCCACAUCAUUUCCUGGGCGAGUUUGACCCGGAAACCGAGUUCACCCCGUCCGAUUUCCGCGAACUCGCUUCAAAAACCAUUGCGCAGAUAACCUCCAGGCGAAACCUCCCGCUCAUCGUCGGCGGGUCCAACUCCUUCAUCUACUCCCUGCUGGCGAAGCGGUUUAACUCGGAGACCGACGUCUUUGACGAGUCCAGCGCGAUAAACUCAGUGUCCUCCGAGCUUCGCUACAGCUGCUGCUUCCUGUGGGUAGACGUUUCACUGCCCAUUCUCAACGAGUACCUGGACAAGCGAGUUGACGAGAUGCUUGACUCGGGGAUGUACGAGGAGCUGGAGGAGUAUUUUGCUCGGGAGGGUUUCGCUGAGUCUGAGUCCGCGAGCCGGACGGGGCUGGGGAAGGCGAUUGGGGUGCCGGAGUUCGAGAGGUAUUUCAAACGGGUCGGGCUGGGUGGUGGGGCGGAUGGUUCGGAGGUGGAAAAGCGACUCUCAUAUGAAGAAGCCGUGAAGGCUGUCAAGGAGAACACGUGUACGCUGGCGAAGAGGCAACUGGAGAAGAUCCAACGACUGAAAGAUGCCGGGUGGGACCUACAUAAAAUAGACGCCACGGAGGCAUUUCGGGCAGCUAUGGGGAUGACGUCAGAUUCCGGCAAGAGGGCGUCGGAUAUUUGGGAAAAAAUGGUGGUGGAACCAAGCGCGAAGAUCGUGAAGCGGUUCUUGAUGGAGUAGGUUUUCCAGCGGUUUCCAGCUCUGAAGCCUCAACAAUCUCUCUCUUGUU
Messenger RNA from Coffea arabica (coffee), 1507 nucleotides. RefSeq names its product adenylate isopentenyltransferase-like. Gene Ontology annotation, molecular function: AMP dimethylallyltransferase activity; tRNA dimethylallyltransferase activity. Gene Ontology annotation, biological process: cytokinin biosynthetic process; tRNA modification. The record is from RefSeq and is a predicted model, not a curated record. Gene Ontology annotation, cellular component: mitochondrion. NCBI's taxonomy places the organism in Eukaryota, Viridiplantae, Streptophyta, Magnoliopsida, Gentianales, Rubiaceae.